GUAAUCCCGCGCCAGUAGCAGGCUGGAUUUUGCGGUGGUCGCUCCUGUGCGAGUGCUUGAACUGAGCUUCCUGACCCACAGCAAGACAGACAUCCUGAGGAGCGCUAGUGAAGUGUGUUGACCGUCAGCGAGGCUCUGCAGAGUGGCAUGGAUUUUCAGAGUGCAAUGGAGACUUUUGCCGAAGCGUGGGUCGCCGCCAAUGCUGGACAGCAGACUCAAGCCCUUGCUCUCACGAGAUCAAAGACACCCAAGGAGGAGCUAUCGUCGCCGCCGAGUGGCCAGGAGGGCCAAGUGAGGAGUCCUCGUGAGCGCUCGAGGAGCCCCAAGUACCAUCAUCGGCCCUGCUCCAAUGCCUCCUCCAGUCACGCCAAUCAAGAGCAAUUGCCCACCGGCAACCCUGCAGGCGCCGUCAACACCUCGGCGCCCACUCCCUACUUCGGCAUCACGCCUAAGGCCGUAGCGAGCGCCGCUCCCGGCGCCCAGACGGCCAACAUCACGGAGAACGGCACGGCCGGCCAGGGCAACAACUCUCCUCCCGUCGACAGGAAGGACUUUGACUUCUCCAAAGUCAAUUCGAAAUCCUUGCCUCUCCACUGCAUCGUGGAGUCCGUGACUUCCCUGCAAGCGUCCCUCAGCAAUGAUGCCCGCGGGCCGUGGAAGAGGAGGUCCAACAUUGAGAUGGACAGCUACGUGAUCGUGCCCGCCGUGACGCAGUUCUGCAACAUCGUGAACACAGCCCUGCAGCGGCUGGGCUACUCGCCAGAGACCAGCCAGACGGCUCGCGGCAGCAUCGUGAUCAAGAACUGGAAGCCACUGGCGCUGGAGAAGAUCUGCGACAGUCCGCUCGUGACUGUUGGCGAUGUCCUGGGUGAGUUGACAUCUGUGAUCACGCUGCGGAUUGUGAUUCUCCGCACGAAGCCGUCAACACUGUCUGAGAUCAAGGAUAAACUCCUGAGACUCCUCAUCCUGCAGUCGCACGCCAUCCUGCGCUCCUCCGGCUGCCCUCUGGACGAGAUAACUCUGUCCCAACUCUGCCGCUCAAAUGCCAUGCAGAGUCCCUUCCCGUUCACCGUGGAGGCGGCCGAUGAUAUUCGGCGCAAGUUCGACGCCUGGUGGUCCAGUCAAUUAUCCCCGCAGAGCAAUCCUCUGGCUCCCAAACUACUGCCCUUCGUCAAUCCACCGACGGCCAGUCUGGACUUCACGAAGACGGCCGAACAUCUGCAUGCCGGCCACGAUGUUCUGCUGGAAAAUCACCAUCAGUCCCACCACAACAUGAUUGUCCAUCCGGCUCUGCAAACUGUUCACUCGCAGUAUCCAAGCCAGAAGACUCGCAUGCGAACGAGCUUCGAUCCUGAGAUGGAGCUGCCGAAGCUGCAGCGCUGGUUCCAGGAGAAUCCCCAUCCAUCCCGCCAGCAAAUCCAGUCGUACGUGAUCCAGCUGAACUCCCUCGAGUCACGGCGAGGCCGGAAGCCUCUGGAUGUGAACAACGUGGUAUAUUGGUUCAAGAACGCCAGGGCGGCUCAGAAGAGAGCCGAACUGCGAGGUCAGACCAUGAGCAAUGGAUUCAGUGGCAAUCCCGGUCUCAUGAUGUCACAAGGAUACAUGAAGAGUCCUCACAGCAUCCCAUCUGAAGAUAUCGAUAAUCUCUCCCAACACUCUGACGACCUCGAUGAUGAUCUCGAUAGGGCGCCGUCGCCUCAGUUGCCCCUGUCCCUGACCACUCAUGAGCGGAAUCGUUCGCCGCACAGCGAAGAGCGCGAGUCCGCGGUGAAGGUGGAGCGCGAUCGCGACAGCCCGGCCAAGACUCAGAACGGCAGCUCUGAGCAGAACUCAGAGGCUUCUGCCAAUCACAAUAGCAACCACAUCCAAGACUCCCGCAGUGACUCCCCAAAAACCUCACCCAAGUCCGAGGAUCUCGACAUGGAGGACUCCGACGUGAACCCCAUGGAGGACUUCAGGUCCCCGUCGCCGGACUCCCGGCGGGAGCUGCCCUUUCCCAUGGUGCCCAACUCGAUGUUCUCCCACUCGAUAAUGUACAUGAGUCACUACAUCCCUACGGCCAUGGGGCAGAAUCCCCACCACCCGCAGCAGCAGAGCCUGAGUCCCAGCGCCCUGACCCAGGGCGGACUCAACCUCUCCAGCCUGUCCAGCGACGAGCGCCGCAAGCGCAAUCGCACCUUCAUCGACCCGGUCACGGAGGUGCCGAAGUUGGAACAGUGGUUCGCCAUGAAUACUCAUCCGUCACACAAUCUGAUCCUCAAGUAUACGGAAGAUCUCAACCGCAUGCCUUACAGGCAAAAGUUCCCACGUCUCGAGAGCAAGAAUGUCCAGUUCUGGUUCAAGAACCGGCGGGCCAAGUGCAAACGCCUCAAGAUGUCCCUCUACGACACUGCCCAGCUCUCGGGCCUGGGAUCGACGUUCCAGCAGGAGCUGGAGGAGCGCAAGAUGAGCGCAUUGUAUCCACACAGUGAUCGCGAUUUGAACUAAGAUCACCCAGCAUUCCAGCCACUCCGGAUGGAUGAGUAACUAGCAAUAUAGAAGACAAGUAGAUAACAUACUUAAUCCCGCGAAUGUUUUGUCUCAAAAUAUCUUUUCAAUGGUGAGUAAAAGUGGAGAUGUUGGACAUCUUGGAGUAAGAGGAAAAAACUUAUUGAAAUUAAUCAUGUACAAUCCGCAGUUAAUUAUCAAGUAUGAGUAGGAGAAAAAUUACUAGAGUAGAGACACAACUAUCAAUUUGAUGAUAAAAAGAUACCAAAGAUGGUAGUUUAGUGAGAGGGAGAGAGUGAGAGAGAGAGAGUAAAAUUGAGCGAUAAAAGUGGAGGUAAUUCUUAUUGAUAGCCAUGGUAAUCCAUAUAUUAAUGGAGAAAUUCGUUAUGCAUUUAGUGUUACGUAGUGAAAUAUUAAUUCAAGGACAUACACUUAACUUAUUAAGCUUUACUGGAGAUGAACAUUCAAGAAGAAGAAAAAAACAACCUAUACAACUCUUAGUGGAUGAGAUGCUGCAUCGCUUAGGGCUAUUGCUAUUAAUUUCUCUUGUCGAUUUCUGUUAAAGGGUGGCGGGCAAUCUUUCGCCGCCUCCCUUCUGUACAUAGACUUGUAGCUCUGCAAGAAAAUCCCAGUGUAACUUAUCGAUCAAUAAAA
Messenger RNA from Phlebotomus argentipes, 3141 nucleotides. RefSeq names its product DNA-binding protein SATB2 (gene dve). The record is from RefSeq and is a predicted model, not a curated record. The coding region runs from base 148 to 2487 and encodes 779 amino acids. The transcript is spliced from 6 exons. Lineage: Eukaryota; Metazoa; Arthropoda; Insecta; Diptera; Psychodidae. Gene Ontology annotation, biological process: regulation of transcription by RNA polymerase II; chromatin remodeling. Gene Ontology annotation, molecular function: RNA polymerase II cis-regulatory region sequence-specific DNA binding; DNA-binding transcription factor activity, RNA polymerase II-specific.